This is a messenger RNA of Leptomonas pyrrhocoris, 608 nucleotides long. RefSeq lists its product as hypothetical. The transcript has a single exon. The record is from RefSeq and is a predicted model, not a curated record. The coding region runs from base 210 to 608 and encodes 132 amino acids. NCBI's taxonomy places the organism in Eukaryota, Euglenozoa, Kinetoplastea, Trypanosomatida, Trypanosomatidae.
GCAGGCAAGCACACCAACGUCUGUUAGCUGUGCCGGUUUUCUAAACCUCCACUUUGGGUUUGCCAUCGGUGCUCCUGGAAACCUGUAGACUUUUUAUUGAAAGACACACUUCUAUCGCUCACCAUCUCGUAGGUAUUUUAGCACCCGCCUUUUCUUUCUCCCCACUCAAAAACAAAACCAAAACAGGUUGCCCCACAGAGAAAUCAACGAUGACAACCGACACCCCCACCCAACCGCAGGAGCCGGCGGACGCGGCGACCGCGACAUCCAGAAAGGCAGAUCCGACCAAGUUGACCUUCCACUCCUUACACGACGACGCACAUGACGCCUUUGAGCAGGACAAGUAUCACCGUGCUCGCACCCAUAUCGGUGGUUUAGGACACGUGAGUGCUAAGGACGUCUUCAAAAACUACAAGCGCUCGUGGUUGACUCCUUUCUUCGGCUCCAACGAGCCGGAGCCUAUCUUUGAGGAGGAAAAGAAUCUGCAUCCUUGCCAAAUUUUCUCACGCGACGUGCACCUGUGCUUAGAGGUCAACAACAACAGUUUUGCGCUGUGCCAGACCCGUGUGGCUGCCUUUCAACACUGCCUUAAAGAGUUCUCUAUGUAG